Messenger RNA from Talpa occidentalis (Iberian mole), 1864 nucleotides. It is a transcript of the gene SLC5A12, whose product is annotated as solute carrier family 5 member 12. The transcript has 15 exons. The coding region runs from base 1 to 1860 and encodes 619 amino acids. Gene Ontology annotation, cellular component: membrane. Gene Ontology annotation, molecular function: symporter activity; lactate transmembrane transporter activity. NCBI's taxonomy places the organism in Eukaryota, Metazoa, Chordata, Mammalia, Eulipotyphla, Talpidae. Gene Ontology annotation, biological process: sodium ion transport; transmembrane transport. The record is from RefSeq and is a predicted model, not a curated record.
AUGGAAGCGAAGAACUUUGCAGUUUGGGAUUAUGUCGUGUUUGCAGCCCUUUUUGUCAUUUCCUCUGGAAUUGGGGUGUUUUUUGCAAUUAAGGAGAGAAAAAAGGCAACUUCCCGGGAAUUCCUAGUAGGGGGAAGGCAAAUGAGUUUUGGCCCUGUAGCAUUGUCUCUGACAGCCAGUUUUAUGUCAGCUGUCACUGUCCUGGGGGCUCCUUCUGAGGUCUACCGCUUUGGGGCUUCCUUCCUGCUCUUUUUCAUCGCCUAUACAUUUGUCAUCAUCUUCACAUCAGAGCUCUUUCUCCCUGUGUUCUACAGAUCUGGCAUCACCAGCACUUAUGAGUAUUUACAACUACGAUUCAACAAAUCAGUUCGAUAUGCAGCAACAGUCAUCUACAUUGUGCAGACGAUUCUCUACACAGGAGUAGUGGUCUAUGCCCCUGCUCUGGCACUCAAUCAGGUGACUGGAUUUGAUCUCUGGGGCUCUGUGUUUGCAACAGGAAUUGUUUGCACAUUCUACUGUACCCUGGGAGGAUUAAAAGCAGUGGUGUGGACAGAUGCAUUUCAAAUGGUUGUCAUGAUUGUGGGCUUCUUAACAGUUCUCAUUCAAGGAUCAGCUCAUGCUGGUGGAUUACACAGUGUAUUAGAACAAUCAACCAAUGGAUCUCGACUAAAUAUAUUUGACUUUGAUGUGGAUCCUCUCAGAAGGCACACUUUUUGGACAAUCUCUGUGGGAGGAACUUUCACAUGGCUUGGGAUAUAUGGAGUUAAUCAGUCAACCAUCCAACGAUGUAUCUCUUGCAAAACAGAAAAGCAUGCCAAACUAGCCUUGUACUUUAAUUUGUUGGGUCUCUGGAUCAUUCUGGUGUGUGCAGUCUUCUCUGGCUUAAUCAUGUAUGCACACUUCAAAGACUGUGACCCCUGGACUUCUGGAAUCAUCUCAGCACCAGACCAGCUGAUGCCAUACUUUGUCAUGGAGAUAUUUUCUACAAUGCCAGGUCUGCCAGGGCUCUUUGUGGCUUGCGCCUUCAGUGGGACCCUGAGCACUGUGGCUGCCAGCAUCAAUGCCUUAGCAACAGUGACCUUUGAGGACUUUGUCAAGAGCUGCUUUCCUCACCUCUCCGACAAGCUGAGCACCUGGAUCAGUAAAGGCUUAUGUCUCUUAUUUGGCGUUAUGUGUACCUCCAUGGCUGUGGCAGCUUCCCUCAUGGGGGGUGUCGUGCAGGCGGCCCUGAGCAUCCAUGGCAUGUGUGGGGGCCCCAUGUUGGGCUUGUUCUCUCUGGGAAUUGUGUUCCCGUUUGUGAACUGGAAGGGUGCACUAGGAGGCCUCAUAAUUGGAAUCGUCUUGUCAUUUUGGGUGGCCAUUGGGGCCUUCAUUUACCCUGCACCAGCCUCCAAGACAUGGCCGUUGCCUUUAUCCAUAAAUCAGUGUGCCCUCCCCAAUGUCACGGAAUCAGUGCCUCCAGUGCUAUCCAGCAGACCUGCAAUCGCUGACAUGUGGUAUUCGCUCUCCUACCUUUACUACAGUGCAGUAGGCUGCCUAGGAUGCAUUGCUGCUGGAAUAAUAAUCAGCUUCCUAACAGGUCACCAGAGCGGCAAAGACAUUAAACCACUGCUCAUUAGACCUGUUUGCAAUUUAUUUUGCUUUUGGUCUAAGAAAUACAAAACUUUGUGCUGGUGUGGAGUUCAGCAUGACAGUGGGACAGAGCAGGAAAAUGUUGAGAAUGGCAGAGCAUGGAAACAAGGGGUGGAAUCUGUCUUCCAGAAUGGACUCAACGGGGAGAGCUUGGUUCCUGUUCCAGGAUAUGACCCCAAAGACAAAAGCUACAACAAUAUGGUGUUAGAAAAGGUUACCCAUUUCUAAGGCA